AUGGCCUCCAAAAUGCCUAGCCUGGCCCAGGCUACAAAAUGGCUACUACGACCCUCAACGAUUCAGCCUUUCAAGCCUGCUUUCUUGCCCGCUGUCCCGGUCUCUUAUCUGCACCAACAAGGCCCCUCUCGCUCGGCCGUGGUCCAUGAACAAGCACUCCCUCAAACGCAAACACAAGUACCCCCGGUAGAGGGAUCGCCAUUCUUCACGCAGCCGCAGACCCAAUCACCCUCAAACCAAACAGUAUCACUCGAUGAAACCGCCAAUCUCGACGCCGUCAUCUCCCAACUACCCCUCGUCCAAUCUCUCCGCCAGUCGCGGAAAGCAUACAAGGAAUCCCGACCCCAUCUCGCAAUCCCACCAGCAAUUCGACAGCAUCAUUUCGUCGGGGGUAGUCUCGCAGGUAGUGGUAAACUCGCACUAGCCCCAUAUAUGUGGACCUCCUCGCGCAAAACGAAGACCGAGUCUGGAAAAACCGCUCACGCCAGCAGUGUCGUCUCGGUCUUCCAUAUUGGCCGAGAUCUCUGCGGUCAUCCUGGUUUUGUCCAUGGCGGUUUGCUUUCUGUUCUGUUCGAUGAGGUCUUUGCUAGAUGUGUUUCGGCUGCGUUCCCGAGUGGAUUGGGUAUGACGGCGAAUUUGAAUGUUGAUUUCCGAAAGCCUGCGCUGCCGGAUCGUGUGUAUGUGUUGCGUGCGGAGACUACCAAGGUUGAGGGGAGGAAGGCUUGGGUUGAGGGCAAGAUGACAUAUCUUCCAUUGCCAUUGUCCACGCCGCUUGAUGCGAAGAGUCUUGUACCGGAUGUGGAGUUGUUGAGCGAGGAUAGUGAAGGCGCCGUGAUGGUUUCGGAGGCGAGAGCCUUGUUUGUGGAGCCUAAGUUUGCCGAUGUGAGUCUCCUUCGAGAAAUGUGUUGA
This is a messenger RNA of Penicillium cataractarum, 909 nucleotides long. Its product is annotated as PaaI family thioesterase. The coding region runs from base 1 to 909 and encodes 302 amino acids. The transcript has a single exon. NCBI's taxonomy places the organism in Eukaryota, Fungi, Ascomycota, Eurotiomycetes, Eurotiales, Aspergillaceae. The record is from RefSeq and is a predicted model, not a curated record.